This is a messenger RNA of Mangifera indica (mango), 1795 nucleotides long. RefSeq names its product peptidyl-prolyl cis-trans isomerase CYP63-like. Gene Ontology annotation, molecular function: mRNA binding; U1 snRNA binding. The record is from RefSeq and is a predicted model, not a curated record. Gene Ontology annotation, cellular component: U1 snRNP; precatalytic spliceosome; U2-type prespliceosome. The transcript has 4 exons. Gene Ontology annotation, biological process: mRNA splicing, via spliceosome. The coding region runs from base 167 to 1654 and encodes 495 amino acids. NCBI's taxonomy places the organism in Eukaryota, Viridiplantae, Streptophyta, Magnoliopsida, Sapindales, Anacardiaceae.
GAAUUUUUACUUUUGCUCAGUGAAAAAGUAAAAAUAAAGUUCAGCCAUUGCCAAUCUCUGAAAAUUUCGUUCACCUUUCGUCUUCUUGCCUAACAAACAAAUUUCACAUAAAGAUUACACAAAAAGCCCCAGGGACAGAUAGAGUUCAUUGAAAGGGGUAAAAGAAAUGAGUGAGGUUCUUAAAAUAGAUGAUUCUAGAGAGCUAGACCACAACUUUGCCAUUGAUGGAGAAGAAAAGGCUGAAGGUCAUGGUUGUGGAAACUUAGCUAUGGAUAAUGAAAUUCAAGUGGAGUUUAAAAAGCAGGGCCCACAGGAUUCCUCCUCUCUUCAUGUUGGUUUGAGAGAGGACAAUCUGAGAUGCAGUUAUGGUAAAUCCCACUCUGUUCCAAAUGAAUUUGAUCAAGACAAUGCGAGGAGAACAAAUAUUGAUUAUGAUCGGGAGAGGACACAGUCUCCUUCCAAUGGUAAACAUUACCGAGUUGAGAUGGAUGAGUUGCCCGGCAGUUAUUUUCAUAAAUCCUCCUUUGAAUUUAAGGCACAAACUUUGCACAACGAAAGGGGAACCGAAAGUUCUGCUCAUCCACAGGAGUCUCCUCUAGCAGCAGAUAGCAACCAAGUAGAGGAAACAGAAUGCAAUCCCAAUGCAGAUAAGCCAAAUAUCAGUCACCAAGAUGAAGAAAUUAAAGAUCCUUCUGUUGAGAAGUCCGUAUAUGAGUUUAGUAACUCAGGUGAUGGUGAAGGUGAACCUAAGAAUGAAGUGUAUAACUCCUCAAAAAAUUCUGCAUCUGAGAGUGGAAAGCUAGAUAUGUCACAUUCUAUUUUACACUCUCCUGGGAACACCCACGGGAGAACAGCAUCACCAGUGACAGUUAACCAAAUGUUGGUUUCACCGGAAGGAUCUCCACUCUUUCACCUGUCUCCCAAUGGCCAUAGGCUAUCCCUGCCUUUACGAGAAGGUAUCCAAGAUGAAUCGCAUUCCCAGACCCAACAUAAAAAGAAGUAUUCUGCUUUGCCUGAAAGGUCUGAUCUAGCUAAAAGAAUUUCACCAAAUGAUCAUUUAUCUCCCUCUGCUUCUCCAAAGAGGUCACAGCAUAAGAAAUUUUCAUCCUUGAAACACGUGUCUACUUCUCCAGAACCCUGCUACUCACCUAAAAAGUACCAAAGGCAUGAUAGAUCAAUGUCAAGGUCACCCAUUCAGCAUAGGGAUACCUCUUCUGGAUAUGGGAGAGAUUAUCAUGGCAGAUCUCACUCUAGAUCCCCGUAUAUGAGAGAUCAUCAUAGAUCUUCCAGGAGAAGGUACUCACCAGGGCGAAGAUCUCCUCAUGGAUAUCACCAUCGCCGCUACUCUCCCAGGCGGAGGCCCUGGUCACCUCCUCCUAAUCGAAAAACUGGAAUUGGGAAACCCGGGAAGAAUCUAUUUGUUGCAGGAUUUAGCUUUUUGACCACAGAAAGAGAUCUUGAGAGGAAGUUUUCUAGGUUUGGCCGUGUUCGAGAUGUUCGUAUUGUUCGGAAUAAGAGGUCAGGGGACUCUCGUGGAUUUGGCUUUCUAUCCCUGGAAACAGAUGACGAUGCAGAUGCAGCAAUCAGAGCCCUAGAUGAGACUGAAUGGAAUGGUCGUGUUAUCCUUGUUGAAAAGUCAAAAUCCACACAUUGAAACAAUAGUUUUAGUAUUUAUGGUCAACAGCUCAUUUGUAUUUUGGAUAUCGACUUCAGCAAAAUAGUGUAACUUUAUAUUACUUGACAAAUAUGUCUGAAGGGAAUAGAUAUAAAUUUGCUUUAGUGUUCAACAAAACAA